Molecule: messenger RNA, 1074 nt
Organism: Colletotrichum higginsianum IMI 349063
Lineage: Eukaryota; Fungi; Ascomycota; Sordariomycetes; Glomerellales; Glomerellaceae
Product: CFEM domain-containing protein
Exons: 6
Coding region: 1-1074 (357 amino acids)
Source: RefSeq, a predicted model, not a curated record
AUGUCAAAGAUAUUUCUGGUAGCGGGAGACAUACCAAUGCAGAUGGCGAUCAACGCAGGCCUUGGGCAAGACACCUGGAUGGUCGCCCCCGAUGACAUUACGAAAAUCCUGCUUAUUUUCUUCAUCGAAGAGAUCUUCUACAUCAUAGUCAUAUGCGCAACGAAGAUCUCGAUCAUCAUCUUCUACUUGAGAAUCUUCUUCGAGCCGUGGGUGCGGAAAGUAUGCCAUGCUCUCUUCGCAGGCACCAUUGUUUUCGGUACAGCAUACAUGUUCCACGCUGUGUUUGCCAACCAACCGAUCAGCUACAGUUGGACGUUCUGGGAUGGUCUUCACGAAGGAACGGUAAGCAAAAUCGAAGAACCAGGCAUCUGGAUACUCGUUGUCUUCGCCAGCGUACUGCUUUCACACCGGUUUCCGGGGCUAACAUUCACACAAAAGCGCGGCAAUUUGUUACUCAUCACCUUCCUUUACAGCGGCAUCAAUAUUGGACUGGACCUGACCCUCAUUCUUCUUCCCGUCACACAGUUCUUCUCUGUUUCAUGGACAUUGAGGAAGAAGAUCGGCACAAGCCUGAUAUUUCUCGUCGGCCUAGUCGUAACUGUAGCUAGCUGUAUUCGUUUGAGCACCGUCCUUAUUUUCGGAGCCACACCCAAUCCAAUGUACGACUUCAAAUCUCUCUGCAUAUGGUCCUCGGUCGAGAUUCAUCUGAGCGUUGUCUGCGCCUGUAUGCCAGGGAUGACGGCCCUGGUCCGCCGAGUCUCGUUUCGCCGCCGACAAGUAUCUGCACCGCAGCGACCACGCAAUCUAUACCCGGCGGCGAACCACUCUUUCCCUCGUCAGCGAAGCCGGUUUUGGUGGGGUAUCACAACGACGGGCCAUCGAGGAUAUCACAGUGUCCCGGGUAGUCUAGAGCUUCAAACCGAGAGGGGGGGCUCCCGGGGAGGAACGGUCCACCUUGACCCCCGAGCAAACAACACCGCAGCGCCGCGUAGUACAACUAUUGCUUCCCGCACAAAAGCUGACGACAUAGAUGUUGAGGCUGCGACGAAUGAGAGCACACUGAAGACAGUCUGA